AUGGCCGACGAGGCGAAGGCCAAAGGUAAUGCGGCCUUCUCGGCAGGCCGCUUCGAGGAGGCGGCGGGGCACUUCUCCGACGCCAUCGCGCUCGCCCCCGCCAACCACGUUCUCUACUCCAACCGCUCGGCGGCGCUCGCCUCGAUCCACCGCUACUCCGACGCGCUCGCCGACGCCGAGAAGACCGUCGAGCUCAAGCCCGACUGGGCCAAGGGCUACUCGCGCCUCGGCGCCGCCCACCUCGGCCUCGGCGACGCCGCCAGCGCCGCCGCCGCCUACGAGAAGGGCCUCGCCCUCGAUCCCAGCAACGAGGGCCUCAAGGCCGGCCUCGCUGACGCCAAGAAGGCUGCCGGCGCCCCGCCGCGCCGCGCGCCGUCUGGCGGCGCCGACGCCAUCGGCCAGAUGUUCCAGGGCCCCGAGCUCUGGACCAAGAUCGCCUCCGACCCCGCUACGCGCGCCUAUCUCGACCAGCCCGACUUCAUGCAGAUGCUGCGGGAGGUGCAGCGGAAUCCCAGCAGCCUCAACACGUACCUGUCCGACCCGCGCAUGAUGCAGGUGCUCAGCCUCAUGCUUAACAUCAAGAUCCAGACGCCCCAGGACUCCGAUUUUUCGCAGUCUUCCUCGCCGUCGCAGCCGCCACCGCAGCAGCAGAAGCAACAGCCUGAGACAAAGGCGAGGGAGAUGGAGCCUGAGCCACAACCGGAGCCGAUGGAGGUGUCUGAUGAGGAGAAGGAGCGGAAGGAGAGGAAAGCUGCUGCUCUGAAGGAGAAGGAGGCAGGGAAUGCAUCCUACAAGAAGAAGGACUUUGAGACGGCGAUCCAGCAUUACACAAAGGCCUUGGAACUUGAUGACGAGGACAUCUCCUACCUCACUAACCGAGCAGCGGUGUACAUCGAAAUGGGCAAGUACGAUGAGUGCAUUGAGGACUGUGAUAAGGCUGUGGAGAGGGGAAGAGAACUUCGUGCUGAUUUCAAGAUGGUUGCAAGGGCACUAACAAGAAAAGGAACUGCUCUGGCCAAACUUGCUAAGAACUCGAAGGACUAUGAUAUUGCCAUUGAGACUUUCCAGAAGGCUCUAACUGAGCAUCGGAAUCCAGACACUCUUAAAAGGUUAAAUGAGGCUGAGAAGGCAAAGAAAGACUUAGAGCAACAAGAGUAUUAUGACCCAAAGUUAGCUGAUGAGGAGAGGGAGAAAGGUAAUGAGACGUUCAAGCAGCAGAAGUAUCCAGAAGCAAUAAAGCAUUACAAUGAGGCUAUCAGGAGGAACCCGAAGGAUGCUAGGGUGUACAGUAAUAGGGCUGCAUGUUACACCAAGUUGGGAGCCAUGCCUGAAGGUCUUAAAGACGCAGAGAAGUGUAUUGAGCUAGACCCAACCUUCACCAAAGGGUAUACAAGAAAAGGUGCAGUUCAGUUUUUCAUGAAGGAAUACGAAAAGGCAAUGGAAACUUACCAGGCUGGGUUGAAACUUGACCCAAAUAACCAGGAACUGCUUGAUGGUAUAAGGAGGUGUGUUGAGCAGAUCAACAAGGCUAACAGGGGUGACAUAAGUCAGGAGGAUUUGCAGGAGAAACAGAGUAAAGCUAUGCAGGACCCAGAAAUCCAGAACAUCCUUACCGAUCCCAUCAUGCGACAGGUGUUGAUGGAUUUCCAGGAGAACCCUAGGGCUGCUCAGGAUCAUCUGAAGGACCCUGGAGUAGCACAGAAGAUCCAAAAGCUCAUAAACGCUGGAAUAGUCCAAACGAGAUGA
Messenger RNA from Triticum turgidum subsp. durum (durum wheat), 1746 nucleotides. The record is from the annotation of a GenBank genome assembly. NCBI's taxonomy places the organism in Eukaryota, Viridiplantae, Streptophyta, Magnoliopsida, Poales, Poaceae.